Messenger RNA from Phymastichus coffea, 3117 nucleotides. RefSeq lists its product as uncharacterized. The record is from RefSeq and is a predicted model, not a curated record. Gene Ontology annotation, molecular function: catalytic activity. The transcript has 5 exons. Lineage: Eukaryota; Metazoa; Arthropoda; Insecta; Hymenoptera; Eulophidae. Bases 762 to 3110 code for a protein of 782 amino acids.
GAGCGCGUCCUCCUGGGACGUGUCCACACACUUACGCCCGGCGACGCUGUGAAUCAUCUGGUGUACGAGUCGUCACUCAUCGUUCGUCAACCGGAGAGAAGACGCUGUGUGUGUAUAUAUAUAGUGGGCGUACGAGUUGCGCGUGUACGAGCGCGCCUGCGUGGAGCAGCUUCGACACACGGGCGCGCGAGGCAAUUCCGUUUAGUCGCCAGCGUGCGCCGCGAGUGCGUGCACGCCGAAGGAGCAACAAGUGCUUUCUUUUCCUUCUCUUUCACUGCAGUCGGAGAAACGCAGCCGAGGGAUGGCGACGGCGACGAUCGAAUUCGAGAAGAGAAAGUGUCAGUGACCGAAGAGAUCGAUAUCAGAGCUAUUUUUUCUCUCUCCUUACCAUGGAUACGUGUAUCAGGUUCGGAUCGCCCGAAGGAUCGAAAUAAUUACAUUGGUAUCGAAGAGAGAAAGAGAGAAAGAGAGAGACUCGUGAGCCUUGAGAAAGAGUGAGAGGAGAGGCUGCUGCUAGCCAAUGGAAAUCGCGUGUACUCGAGCUCGCCCAUAGGAUACACAACAGCAGGCAAGCCAUUGCACUUUCGUUUUUCGCGCGUUGCACACCAUUGCAGGCAAAUCGCUGCUGCGCUGCUGUACUGACCACAGCCAGAGAAAGAGAGACGACCGGAUGCCUGCGUACAGCCGAUGCAGUCGACUGAAAGCUUCAUGCACUUGAACCUCCUCUGGCGACGGGUGCUUGCCGAAGAAGAAGAGCGGGAAUGUCGGAGCCGGCAGCGACAACAAAUAGUGCCUCGGCUGCGGCGAAUUACGCCUGGUAUUCGAAGAUGAGCGAGUGCUUGCGUCGGAAUCGUAACCAAGUGGAGCCUCUGCCGGGCGACGAGGAGCCCGGAGUCGAGUAUUUCACGGUGGCACCGCGACGAGUGUUGCGAGUACUGAAACCCGAAUUGAAGAGCGGAAAGUUCUACGAGCCAGCCGCAGCGAACGAUCGGCCGGAAUCGCUGGUCGAUAAUUUUUACUCGAGGUGGGCAAAAAGGCCACAUCCAUCGGGUAACUGUCGAUGUUCGUUUCGGUACAGCAAUAGCAGUCGAUUGAGCAGUCGCGAAGAGCAGAUUAUCUCACAGCAGAUCAACCGGAUACGAACGAGCCUGUGCGAAGCCGAUAUCAGUGGGCAGAAUAUCGAAGAGUUGGAGAAAACUCUGACGGUCGAUUUGUCGCAGCUGAACGAGGCCGCGCCAAGCAAGACGGAUCGCGUGAGCUUGAAAGAGGCGCAGAUGGCAAGGAUCGACUGUCUCGACGAGUGCGCCAAGAAGAAGAUCGUCAGGGAUUUGGAUAGGUAUAUCAGUGAGCUACUGGAUGAGAUACUCAACGACACCAUUAAAGCGGCUAUCGAACGCGAACGACAAAAUGCCCAGCCAACGGCAACGGCGCCGACUUUCGAUAUUAGCUUCUCAUUUCACAGCGAUAAAGAUGCCAAUUGGAUGACCAAAGAGCAGCCCGAAAAGGGUUACGUUAAUCGUGGCUUCGUCGGCACGACAAAUGAUCCGGAUACCUUGGAUUUUUGUCUGAGAACUAUUCGCAAUGACGCGGCGAUGCUCGAUUGCAUUGACUCGGGUAUCAAUAGCGUGGAGACCGUUGAAUUGCAGACCUCCGAGCUGGAGGAGGAGCAUAAUCUCGAGCAAUCGCUCAUGGAUAUUAUCGAUGCGAAAUUGGGUGGCUCGUCCAUUGGCAAGUCACUCGAAGAUCUGGGAAUGCAAAUCGAUGCCGAGGAUGCGACUCUGGCCAGCCAAUCAAAGGGCUUAUCGGAAGCUCAACCGUUAAGUGAAACCAACUCAAAAGGCGAAUCUUCAGCUCCCCUAGAAUCUGAACAGUUGACAAACAGCGCGGAAGAUUCGUCGGCGACAGCUAACGAUCCACCUGUUGAGCGUGGUUCCAAAUCUCUGGACACGAUCGAAGAACCACGCUUCAACAGUCUUCGCCUUGAAUUCAAACGCGACAGUCGGGAACAACCUUCGUGCACUGCGGAGGAUGCGAAACAGCAAACGUCGUCAUCGUCGUUCGUCAGCUCGAAAGUCAACAAAACGGUGUCUGUCAUUCGUCGACGACUUGCAACUCGCUUGGCGCAACAGCAGCGCAAACCCAAGAAGAAGAACAGCAAAAAGAAAAAAAAGAAAUCCGAAGCAAGUGGCCAUGGUAGUGGAAAUGGCGAAAGACCACACUCGCGAACCUCGAUGCGUGCAGCGCUGGAACUGGAGGAUUAUAGGCGGCGAUUUCCCGUACCUGAAAUAAGCCGAGGGCGCAACAAUAAUAACAAUAACGAGGGCGAGGACGAAGUAACACUGCGUAAUCGCAAGCCAAUGAUCGUGUUCCUUCACGGCUUCGGCUCGUCGGCCGAGUCGUUCGAGCCGCAGCUCAAUUAUUUUGCUAACCUGGGCUAUCCUUGCGUGGCGCCUGAUCUCCUCGGGCAUGGAUUUAGCUCGGCGCCGAACAGACCCAAGGAUUAUCAUUUCGACAAACUUCUCAAAGAUCUCGAGGCGGUCUUGCUGCAUUAUGCUUUCAAACCCGGCCAGAAGUGCGUGCUCGUCGCUCAUAAUUACGGAUGCAGUUUCGCAGCAGCUUUGGCGUACAAAUACGUGAGCAAUGUGCAUCAGUUGGUAUUGAUAUCAGGUGGUGGUCCAACACCUCUAGCACCGCCACCAGCCGAAGGUGCAGGCCACUGUUGCUUGAGAGCAAGCCUCGCGCCAUUCCUUGUCUGCGGUAUGAAUCGAGCCGUACUUUAUUCGGCGAGAGGUCGACAACAUCCGUAUUGCGGUUCCGAGGAACUGGAAGAUCAAUGGCCCUCGCACAUGCGGCACGUGCUUCGGGGUAUGUCUUGGCCCGAUGGUGAUUACGUUUUUCACAGACGUAUCUGCACGCCUACGCUACUCGUGCACGGUCUCAGAGAUAAUAAGGUGUCUCUCGUACAAGAGUGUCAAAUGGAAAGGACGAUGAUCAAAGCAUUCCUAGAGGCGAUUCCCUCGGCUGGUCACGUGCCGAUGACCGACUGUCCGGAGCAGUUAAAUCAUAUGAUCUAUUGCUUCAUCGACUUGUGGAAAAAUAAGAAGUGGUGACGAACGU